ACCAGCCAAUUCGGAGAUUAUUGAGGCAGCUUUGGUCUACAAAUAAGCGAAUGCUGGUCGUGCGAUUUUCAGUUUCUCACCGAGCCCGAAAUAUGGCGGCUCUCGAGACGAAAGUACCCGUCUUGCUGAUUGGAAUUGUUUUACUCGCGCCGUUUGCCGCGCUCGUGAGCGCCCAGUCCUCCAGGGAGAAAAUCCAGAUCGGACUGCUCCAUCUGAAUCCCGACAACGCAGGAACCAAUGAUGAACAAUCUCUUCAAGCCAGAGGUCUGUUCGAUAGUUUCGGGAGCCUUUUCAACACGGCCGUAUGGAACAUCCCGACCGGCUCCGACAGCGCCAAACGCGAGGUAGCCGAGGAAGAAGAUAGAUGGGAAGAGGAACACGAACACGACGAUGAUGACGACUAUGAUCAACACGUCGCGAAAGUAACCAAAGGAAAAGGCACAUCCAACAGCUUCAACAACUUCGGAACCGGGAAACAGAACUUCCACGGCGCGACUUUCAGCAUCGGCGGUCACGACGGCGAUGAUGGACAGGACUUCAGCGGAGCCGCCAUCGGCUCGAUCGGCUCCAUCAACGUCGGCAACAACGUCAACAACGGCGGCAUCAGCAUAAGUGACAUCGGUUCGGCUAAUUCCAUCAACGUCGGUGGCAAUCGCAACGUCAACGGUAUCCAGACCAACGGAGGUAUCAGCAUCGGUAACAUCGGCUCGGACGGCAUCAGCAUCGAUCACAUCGGCGCGGAUGGCAUCAGCAUUGGUAACAUCGGCUCGGACGGCAUCAGCAUCAACGGAGGCCACAUCGUCAUCGGCGGCAACAUCAAUGACGGGAUCAGUAAUAUGAUUUUCGGGAACAACUACAUUCAGAUCGACUCGAAUGGUGGUGUCAUCAUCCACGUCAUCGAUUCUGGGAACUAUGGUCUCAACAUGAUAAAUAACCAGAUUUACAUCGGCAACAAGAUGAUCUGCUCGACCAAGACCAAAUCCUUCGCCAAGCCCACGUACCAGAAAACCCCCGAGGGCGCACGUUGGUACACGAACGUCAAAGUCGGGACACCGAUGACCCCGGCCGAGAUCGCGCAGUUCGAGAAAGACUGGGCGGAGAUCCUCAAAGAUCAGGAGGAAACCAAGAAGAGGUUGAAGAAGGAGGCGGAGGAGAGGGAGCGCAAACACAAGGAAUGGGAGAGACAGCACAAGGAACAAAUGGCCGCCCUGGACGCGCGAUUGGCUCGGGAAGAAGAAGAGAGGGAACGCGAACGGAAGGAAAGGGAGCGACAGCAGAAGGAGAGGAUGGACGCUCUGCAAGCGAGGUUGAAGCGAGAAGCAGAAGCGAGGGCGAGACAGCAACAAGAGUGGGAAAAAGAACGGGAGAGACAGCAACAAGAGAGGGCACGACAGCAGGACGAGAGGGACAGGGUAAGGGAGAGACAGCGACAAGAGAGGGACAGGGAAAGGGAAAGACGGGAUCAGGAGAGGGAAAAGGAAAGGGAAAGACGGGAAAAGGAAAGGGAAAGACGGGACCAGGAGAGGGAAAAGGAAAGGGAAAGACGGGAACAGGAGAGGAUGAGUUGGCGCCAGCAGCGAGAGGCCAGGCGAACACCCUCCUGGAAUAGAGGGGAUUCCUUCAGUUGGUGGUAACUUUAGCCGUCCUGCAGGCUGAUUCUUCAAUUCGAUAGACAAAGGGGUAGACAAUGAAGAUGCAAUGAAAACAGAUCGUUUCGUAUUCUCAGUCUAUCGCUUUGUCCAUCAUUAUUAACAAUCAGCCCGCUGUGCGCUAAAAAAAAUCCCCCUUCAGUCGUCAGCUUUUGCAAACAACAUAAAGGCCGUUUUGUACAAAGGGAUCAAUUUCAAUCUUCGAAUGUGAAUGUUUACGCCGAUGAAGUGUUAAAUUUUUUGGCUCGCAUGACAUUUUUGUUCCUGGAAGUUGUGUAAAUAAAUCAAUUCAUUUCAGAAAA
Messenger RNA from Bemisia tabaci, 1951 nucleotides. RefSeq lists its product as uncharacterized. The record is from RefSeq and is a predicted model, not a curated record. Lineage: Eukaryota; Metazoa; Arthropoda; Insecta; Hemiptera; Aleyrodidae.